AUGGUUGCCAUCAAGUGUAUUGCCGACGUUUGCUUGAUCCCAAUUGGGACCGCUUCUCCUUCAGUGUCCAAGUACGUCACCAAAGUUGAGCUGGUGAUUCGUAAAUCCCCAUUGAAGUCCACCCUUCAUUCUGCCGGAACCACCAUCGAGGGUCCAUGGACCGAAGUCAUGGACCUCAUUGGAUCACUUCACGAAGUGUUACACAAAGAAGAUGGGGUGUUGAGAAUCCAAAGCGAUAUUAGAGUCGGCACCAGAACCGAUAAACCCCAAACUGCCGAAGAUAAGGUCAGAGUUGUGGAAGAAGGCUUGAAGAAAUUAUCCUAA
Messenger RNA from Saccharomycopsis crataegensis, 324 nucleotides. It is a transcript of the gene ECM15, whose product is annotated as Ecm15p. Lineage: Eukaryota; Fungi; Ascomycota; Saccharomycetes; Ascoideales; Saccharomycopsidaceae. The record is from RefSeq and is a predicted model, not a curated record. Gene Ontology annotation, cellular component: cytosol. The transcript has 2 exons. Bases 1 to 324 code for a protein of 107 amino acids.